AUAGGAAUUGACGUCUGGAUCUAUUCGCGGCCCGCUGGCCGGCGAGUCGCAAUCGGUUCGUGCUCGAGGGGGCCAAUCGGGCCGAGAGGGCAGCCCCGCGCGUGGACCGCUCACAGACACGCGCGGCGCGCGCGUCAAGGAACCACGGGCGUAACAGAGGCCCCCUUGUCUUCGCGCGUUAUGCUCUUUUACAGCCGGCGAUGCUUCGCCGCGUCGUCGCCAGUAACGUCCACGUCCGCACGCUCGAGCGGCCCGCGCGAUUCUCUCCGGUUUCCCUCGCGGUUGCGAAAGCAAUGGCCGACCCUUAGGGCGAGCAGCCCUCAUCUCGCGCACAAGCAGUCGUCCUCUGCUUCCCUCCUCUCGGCCGAACGACGGCAAGAGGAUGCGUUCCCUCGUCGCGGUCCCGCUCGCCUCCGAUCUGUAAAUAGAUCCGCGAUAAUAGAGCGAAAGCUCGUCUUCGAAGAGAUAUCGCUGGAUAUCACUGGUGAUCGUUAAGCGUAACAAUGGGAUUCUCCAGAGUUUUACCGCUGAUAAUCGGGGUGCUCUCUUUAUCUUGGGAUAUCACCGGACGCCCCGACGACGUCGACGGAGGCUCGAGCGAUAGCCUGGAGAUCGGUAUGAGCGAUAGCAAUGUCUCGUCGACCCUCCCGGGCCAGCAUUUCAACCAGACGACGAACGGGGAUCAGCGUUACUGGUACGAGCACCUGGACGACGCCGACAGGAUGCUGAAGGGCAAGACGGACAUCCUGUCCCGCCUUUUGAAGAUGCACAUAGACCAGCUACGAAAUAAGACCGAGCAGGUGGAAAUGGUGUUCCUGGUGGACGCGUCCGGCUCGGUCGGCGCGGACAACUUCCGCAGCGAGCUCAACUUCGUGACGAAGCUGCUGUCGGACUUUACGGUGGACGCGACGGCCGCGCGGAUCGCUCUGGUGACCUUCGGCGGUCGGGGCUGCGUGUACCGCAACGUCGAUCAGAUCUCCAGGCGCGGACCCAACGACCACAAGUGUUACCUGCUGAACAAACAGUUGAGCAACAUCACCUACAGCGGCGGGGGAACUUACACGCGCGGCGCGCUUCUCGAGGCGCUGGCAAUCCUCGAGAAGGGUCGCAGAACGGCGAGCAAGGUGGUGUUCCUGAUAACCGACGGCUUCAGCAACGGCGGGGACCCGCGGCCCGCGGCCGAUCUGCUCAAGAACACGGGCGCGACCGUGUUCACGUUCGGUAUACGCACGGGGAACGUGGAGGAGCUGCACGACAUCGCCAGCCAUCCCGGAUACACGCACAGCUACCUACUGGACAGCUUCGCGGAGUUCGAGGCUCUGGCGAGACGCGCCCUGCACCGCGACUUGAAGACCGGGCAGUACGUGGCCGUGACUCUGCCAACCGACUGCAACGGCCUUUGCUCGGAGAGCGCGGCGAACCGAACCUGCUGCGACCAAUUGGCGACCUGCACCUGCGGUACCGCGACCGGUCAUUACGCCUGCAUCUGCCCGCCCGGCUACUUCGGUUCCGGCCUCAGAGGCUCCUGCCAACCUUGCCCGAACGGAACGUAUGCCUCGGGGAACGCCUCCGGAGACUCCACCGCCGCGUGCGUACCCUGCCCGGAUGCGAAUCACGUCGUCGUCAAGGUGCCCGCGAUCUCGGUGGUCGACUGCGUCUGCGCCUCCGGGUUCUCCACUGACGGUUACAAGUGCGAGGCUAUAACGUGCCCGAAGUUGAGAAUCCCGGGAAACGGGUAUCUGGUGAAGGCGAGCGCCUGCAGCAACGUGGUGCACGCGGCGUGCGGCAUAAGAUGCAGGAUCGGUUUCCAUCUCACGGGCGACAGCAUCCGGCUUUGCGGCAAGGACGGCAAUUGGUCCGGCAACGAGCCGCAGUGCUUGCUGAAGACGUGUCCGGCUUUACGCGCGCCCACGCACGGUCGCGUCAAGUGCGAGCACGACGAGGACUAUCAGCACCAGUUCAAGGAGAACUCCAGCGUGUACCCUAUCGACACGCGCUGCCAGUUCCGGUGCGACGUCGGCUAUCAGCUUCGCGGCAGCAAAGUGCGUAACUGUCUACCAUUGUCCCGUUGGGACGGCCUGAAGGUCACGUGCAAAGCUGUGAAAUGCGAACCCUUGCCGCUAAUCGCGAACGGCGACAUCACCCCGGAGAUCUGCACCGGCCCGGCGAAGGUGCCCUUCGCCACCAACUGCACGAUCGCCUGCGACGAGGGCUUCAGCCUGGAAGGACCGAUCGGCAGAUCGUGCACCGGACGCACGGGGAUUUGGUCCCGGCGUCACAGCGUCAAUCGUUGCGUGGACAAGACACCGCCCUCCAUGGAGUGUCCGGCUGAGAUCGUGGAGGAGACUGCGAAGGGACAGAACUACGCGUACGUCAACUGGACGGUGCCCGUGGCGAGCGACAACGCGGACGCGUCGCCCAUCCUGUGGACGAAACCGCACGUUGUCCUACCCUGGAGGGCGAAGAUCGGCACGCGCGUUGUUGUGUACGUGGCGCAGGACGCGAGCGGCAACAAGGCCAGAUGCAAGUUCAAAGUUAAAGUCCUCGACAGAGAGCCACCGACAAUCGAGAAUUGCGUCGACCCACCGACGUUCUAUACCGAUCUCGGCCUCGCGAACGUCACGUGGGACGAGCCGGUGUUCUACGACAAUUCGAGGAUUUCCGUGCACGUCAACCAGAGCCACCAACCUGGAACGGUCCUCUUUUCGCUCGGUCGUACGAAGGUCUUUUAUAACGCGACCGACAAGUACGGCAAUCGGGCAAGUUGCGUGUUGAACAUUACUGUAGAAGAUGCGUGCGAAAGUCUGAAGACACCCGCGAACGGUCGGUUAAACUGUUCUUCAUCGGGAGACCGUGACAGGCAAUGCAUCGUAGCCUGCGAGGACGGCUAUGACUUUGCGAUCGAGCCAACGAACCUCAAUAUCGUUAACGACGAGCUGCUGCUGAAGUGUAACUCGAGCAGUCGCACGUGGGAAGGUAAUCAUCUGCUGGAAUGUUCAGAAACGCAAACGCCGGAGACGAUCUCGCAGGAGGGGAACGUGAUAUUGCAAGGCAACGGGAGCGCGAUUUGCGACAAUCAAACUGUUCUUCGCGAAUUGAGCGAUCGCGUUGCUAACGACUUGAAAUCGAAACUGCUGGGAAUAUGCGGCAAUGACAUCGAGUGCAAUCUGAUCAGCUUCGAUCCUAAGUGCGAGGACGCUCUUGCGUCGUCGAAGUAUUUCGAGGACAACCUAAUAAGAAGACGAAGAUUCGACCCUGGGUACGGACGAGUUCGAUCCACCGAUAUCUCCAGAGAUACCGAAACGAUAAUGCUCGAAAGAUUGAAACGCGUCGCUAGAUCGAGUCCCGAUCCGAGUAAAAAUAAUACCAGAUCUAAGCGGAAAAAAGAUAGAAUAGAGAUCAAGUUCAAGUUUAUAGGUAGAAUAAUCGAGGAGAACUUUGACAAUCCCAAACGGGGCGUGCAGAAGCUGAGGGAGAAGAUCGACGCGAUGGCACAGGUGGGCAAGCUGGACUUGUUCGAUAAUAGAACCAACCAGGAGAUCGCGAGGCUCGCUCUGAAUCUGCAUCUCGUGUUCAAGGAGCCGCAGGACCUCUGCGAUCCCGGAAGCGUGCUGAAGAGACACAGUUGCGUUAAAUGUCCCGCGGGCACUUUCUACAAUUCCUCUACCAGGACCUGCCAGCCGUGUCCGUACGGACAGUACCAGAACGCGGCCGCUUCGUUGACGUGCGUGCCUUGUCCGGAAUACACCUUCACCAAGAGGAUGCACGCGAAAUCAUUGAAAGACUGCAUUCCCGUGUGCCGACCAGGAUAUUACUCUCGGCGCAAACGCUACCACGGAUUGCGUCUGGGCACGGAGCCUUGCUUCACGUGCGACAUCGGCUUCUAUCAGCCAAACUACGGACAGAGUCAGUGCUUGCCGUGUCCGCCGAGCACGACGACGGAAACGCGCGGCUCCGCGGACGUCAAUGACUGCCUGCCGAUCCGCAACGAGGAAAUCGACGACUGUCGAACGGAUCCGUGUUUAAACGGUGGUCGGUGCCUACGAGAUGAAAACGGCUUCGUUUGCGAGUGUCGCGAAUAUUACGUGGGCUCGAAAUGCGAGAGGUUCAAGGAUCCGUGCGGCUCCUCGCCGUGCUUGAACGAGGGAGUGUGCAGGGCGCAGCGGUAUCCCGACGACUCCGUGACGUACGAGUGCGCGUGUAAAAGCAGCUACAUGGGUGCUAAUUGCGAGAUCUACGUGGACGAGUGCUCCACAUCCCCUUGCCAGAACGGUGGGAGAUGCGUGAGCACCGAGAACGACUUCGCCUGCGAGUGCAGAGAUGGAUUCGAAGGUCAAUUCUGCGAGGUUCCGGUGGACCAUUGCGAGUUGACGCCCUGCGAGGAGGGAUCCGCGUGCCGUACCGUCAACGAUACCUGGCAAUGCCUCUGCAAACCCGGUUUCCUGGGCCGGCACUGCAACCUGCUACCCUGCGACUGGCUGCCGUGCCACGCGAACGCGAUUUGCGUCAACCUCGCGGAGGGGAACGCGACGCGGCGGAGUUACAGGUGCGAAUGCCCCGACGGAUACACGGGGGAGGACUGCGCGACCAAGAUCGAUCGCUGCGAGAGCUCGCCUUGCCUCAACGACGGACGCUGCAUCAGCCGCGUGCGCGAUUACAUCUGCGAAUGCCCGGUUCCUUUCACGGGACGCGACUGCGAAACCGAACUGUCGUCCGACUAUGUGAUGCACUUCGCCAAGUCCGGCACGACGGAUUACGUGGCCAUCAAGGGACCCGCGAGGGAUCUCCUUCAGCUGUCCGUUUGCCUGUGGUUGCAAUCGAUGGACACUUUCAAUUACGGCACGGUAUUAUCGUACGCCACGACGUUUCACGACAACGCCUUCACGCUGACGGAUUACAACGGAUUGGUCUUGUACGUCAAUGGGGAGAAGGUCGUCACCGACGUUAAGAUCAACGACGGCAACUGGCACUUCCUGUGCGUCGCUUGGGAGAGUGAGCGCGGUUCCUGGCGCGUGUAUGUCGAUGGAAUCCUCAGAGACAGCGGCGUCGGCUUGGCCCAGGGAUCCAUCGUGCAAGCCAACGGAUCCCUCGUCAUCGGGCAGGAACAGGAUCGCCUGGGCGGCGGUUUCUCCGAAUCGGAGGCGUUCUUAGGGCGGCUCGGCUUGCUAGACAUGUGGGACGUCUUUCUGAACGAGAACGACGCGGCGAGACUGUGGAACACCUGCGAGAAGUAUCACGGGAAUCUCGUAGCCUGGGCGUUGAUACCGCAGUACAUUCACGGCGACGUUGCGAUCUUAGCCAGUCCAUUUUGUCGCGGCUGCCCCGUGCCCGCGGUGCCCUUCAAAGGUAACAUUAAACUGAGCGAGGAUCUGUCCGAGGUGACGUACUACUGCGACAACGGAUACCUGGUGCGGUUCGGUGGCGAGGAACUUCGGUCCCUCGAAAGGAAGUGCCUCAAGCACGGCCAGUGGGAGGGACACGACACGCCGAUCUGCACGAAAAUCAAGUGCGGCUUCCCGGGCUACUUCCCGCGUGGCCGUAUUCACGGAGACUCGUACUCGUUCGAGGACGAGAUACACUAUUCCUGCGCCGAGGGCUACGAGCUGCGCGGAAAUCCCCAUCGCAUCUGCAACUCCGACGGCAAGUGGAUCGGGCUGCCUCCGAUCUGCAUAGGGACGACGUGCAAGAAUCUGCUUGCUCCGGAGAAUGGAGAUAUAGAGUACAUAUUGGAGGAGAACGAGAGGGACGAUGUGACGAUAUUACAGGCCGGGCAGCAGCUGGAGUUCAAGUGCAAUCCCGGGUACCGUUUAAUAGGAGAGAGAUACUUGACCUGUCUGGAGACCGGCGUCUGGGAUCACAAGAGGCCGUCUUGCGCGCUCUACGGAUGCCCUUCGCCAGGACAAAUCGAGCACGGCUACACCGUCCCUUCGAAUUCCGGCCGGACUUCCGUUCACGAUCCGGGAAAUAUGAUCUCUCGGGACCACGGCGACCUCUCCGAAAGAACGUAUCGCUACGGCGACAUCGUCGGAUUCUCCUGCCAUCGCGGCUACAAAUUUCGCGGGAGUCAAAAUCUGACCGAAUUGGCGGAAUUCAGGCUACAGUGUUCCGCGAACGGUACCUGGACGGGCUUCAUUCCCGACUGCAUCUCGCGCACGUGUCCCUGGCCCGGUCGCGUGACAGGCGCGAGGCUCUUCCUCAGAAAACGGGACAAUGUUACGAUCGAAAUUCCGAUGGAAGGUACCGCGUCGGUAGCCGAUCGAAAAGAAAUGAGAAGAAGCGAGAGCGACGCGAACUGGAUCUCCCUGGAAACGUUCGUUUCCGGCGCGGAGAUCACCGUCGUCUGCGAUCCUGGAUACGAACUGGUCGGAGACCGGGUCAGAAUUUGUACCGAGGAAGAGAGGUGGUCCUCGACCUUUGCGUCUUGCGAGCCGCGUAAUUGUCCCGUCGCGGAGCAUCCGAUUUUUAAAUUUUUCAAGAGAUCAGGGAACGAAGCCGUCUUGGAGUACAGCGGAGGCAACGUUACGCGCGCGUACGAAGACUUCGAGAUCUUCGUCGAGGGAGACAGUUAUGAGCGACGAAUAGUCUUAACGUGCCGAAACGGCGCGCAGAUGAAUCUGCACAGGUUGACCGUCAACGAGACUAUUUCAAAUGUAACAUGGACGUGCAAUGAGAUUGCAAAAUGGGACGUUUUAAAUUUAUCACUGACUGAGCCUGCACUUGAACAGCUGCUGAGCGAUUCGACAGAUGUUUGCGAUAGAUCGUGUGCGCCUCCGCAAAUACCGGAAUACGGAUACAUCGAUGAUGGCAACAACACUGGUGACGUAAACGAUCGCAGAGCCAUCAACAGUGUCGUGACUUUCAAAUGCCGUCACGGAUACAUCCUCGAGGGUGACGAGCGAUCUAUUUGUUUAUCGAACACCAGGUGGUCCGCUAUACCUUCCUGCAAACCUGUGACGUGCGAAAAACCGCCGGUUCUCGCUAACGCGGUGCUGAGGAACGACGUCAGCGGAACUCGCAAUUACACUUUCGGCAAUAUGAUCUCUUAUCAGUGCGUUCCGGGCUAUCGUGUAUUCGGGCAAGCGAGUCCGAGGUGUCUGGGAAGCGGGCAGUGGUCCAGAUUGAAUGGCAGAUGUUCGAAAAUAUCGUGCGGCAAACCGCAGAUCCAGCAGGGGGUCGCGCUCUACGGCCGUUCGUACUUGUUUCAAGAUCAAUUGACAUACGUGUGCCCCGACAAUAAAAAGCGAGGAAUGAUUGCGUGCCAAGCCGAUGGGAAGUGGAGCGAGUUGCCCAAGUGUGACGGAAGCAGGGGCAUGUAGUUCGGAGUGGCUACACGAGGGAUUUUAUGCAACGCCUCGUAAAGAGGGGGAAACGACACCUCCGCCUUUUGUAACAACACACAUGUUUUUCCUUUUUAUUUCUUUCUGACCUCUCGUAUCAAGACUCACGGAUGUAAUAUAGAAAACGUAAUUACGCAGUCUUAUCACGAAAUAAAUAAUUCAGUUUGGAA
Messenger RNA from Vollenhovia emeryi, 7507 nucleotides. Its product is annotated as sushi, von Willebrand factor type A, EGF and pentraxin domain-containing protein 1-like. The coding region runs from base 504 to 7316 and encodes 2270 amino acids. The transcript is spliced from 32 exons. Gene Ontology annotation, molecular function: calcium ion binding. NCBI's taxonomy places the organism in Eukaryota, Metazoa, Arthropoda, Insecta, Hymenoptera, Formicidae. The record is from RefSeq and is a predicted model, not a curated record.